AUGGUUUUGAACGCGGAAUCGUCUGUGUAUCUUCAUCUUCUGCAGAAUGUGGCUCUGAUCCUACUUGCGGCUCUCUUCACUCCUUUUUGUACUUUUGUUGCUUCUCUGAGCUGGUUCGUCUCGCCCCUUUUGAAGGACUUGAAACAUAUUAAGCAUCAUCGUCGAUGGCGGGAGAAAUCUUCUUCGACGUUUACACCGAGGACGGUGUUGAUCACGGGGGUGGGAAUGACAAAGGGACUUACUCUUGCAAGAGCCUUUUACCGCGCCGGUCAUCGGGUUUUGGGUGCGGACUUUGAGCCUUAUUAUAUUCCCGUCACAGGACGUUUUUCGUCUGCGAUCGAGAAGUUUUAUCGUCUUUCGUCUGCGACGGCUACUUCUGCGAAUGGAUCUGCAAGUUACAUUCAGGAUUUGGUUGAUAUCAUCACCGAAGAGAAUGUGGAACUGUGGGUAAGCUGCUCCUGUGCUGAGUCUGCAGUAUCAGAUGGCGAAGCAGCCGAGACGAUUGAAAAGGAGACCAAGUGCAAGGCAAUCCAAUUUGACCAUGCCUUGACGGAAACACUUCAUGAAAACCACUCUUUCAUAGCACACACCAAAGACCUAGGCCUCAAUGUUCCUACGACUCAUCUCGUGACUUCCGAGACUGAAGCUCUAAGUGUUCUCUACCCAUCCGCUCGUUCCUCUCCUCGCUUGGAGAAAUCGACCAUGUUAGGAGAUCAGAAAUACAUCAUGAAGCCAGUAGGAAAAAUUGACACCAUCCGUGGAGACAUGACACUCCUUCCCCUUCCCUCUCUUAGAGAGACAGAAGCUCAUGUCCAUCGUCUGAACCCCACGCCCUUCCGACCUUUCGUCUUGCAACAAUUCAUCUACGGCCCAGAAUACUGCACCCACGCACUUCUCCUCAAAGGGAAAAUCAAAGCCUUCGUUGCCUCUCCAUCCGCAGAUCUACUCAUGCACUACGUCCCACUUCCCACAUCCAGCGCCCUCUCCCUGGCCAUGUACCACUACACCAGUAUCUACGCACGCAAAACCCGACCGCUGAUGACCGGGCAUUUCUCUCUCGAUUUCCUGGUCCCAGAACAUAUCGCGGCCAAAGCAGAGCAGAUAUUCGGCCCCACAGAAGCCCAGAUUGAAGAUCUAAUCCAGGAGUUAUACCCCAUCGAAUGCAACCCGCGCGCCAACACAGCCGUCGUCCUCUUCAAAGACGAAUCCGAAGACCUCUCCGAAACCUACCUCUCAGUCCUCGACCCACCCUCCGCUCUCCCUCCCGACCUCAACCAUCGCGAUGCCAUGAAACUCAUUGUCCCCAAGCCUUCUAUCCUCGGGUACUACUUCCUCAACCACGAUGUCGUCGUCUUGUUCCUCCUCCCCGUUUACGAGUGUCUCCGUAGACGCAUCGGGGUUCUGGAUGUCCUGGGGAGGUGGAGUGAGGGGGUUGGUCAUGUGCUUUUUUGGCGCGAGGCGAAUUUUGAGAGCUGGGAUGUGUGGCCGUGGUGGUGGGGGAUUGUGGGAUAUUGGCCGUUGAGGUGGGCGGUUUGUGUGUGGGAGGGACGGUGGUGGGGGAGGUGUAAUGUUAGUACUAGGAAGUUGUUUGAGUUUUAG
Molecule: messenger RNA, 1599 nt
Organism: Hymenoscyphus albidus
Lineage: Eukaryota; Fungi; Ascomycota; Leotiomycetes; Helotiales; Helotiaceae
Source: the annotation of a GenBank genome assembly